Messenger RNA from Drosophila nasuta, 2414 nucleotides. RefSeq names its product putative peroxisomal acyl-coenzyme A oxidase 1. The record is from RefSeq and is a predicted model, not a curated record. The transcript is spliced from 2 exons. NCBI's taxonomy places the organism in Eukaryota, Metazoa, Arthropoda, Insecta, Diptera, Drosophilidae. Gene Ontology annotation, biological process: fatty acid beta-oxidation using acyl-CoA oxidase; lipid homeostasis. The coding region runs from base 336 to 2414 and encodes 692 amino acids. Gene Ontology annotation, molecular function: acyl-CoA oxidase activity; FAD binding; fatty acid binding. Gene Ontology annotation, cellular component: peroxisome.
UCACACUGCCGUCUUGUUUUGAUUUAAUGCGGCGGGAGGCUGGCCGAAGAAGAAAUUUUAUGAACAACAAAGAAAUCAGCAAACAGCCGCCAAUUAUAACAAUUACACUAUGGACCUGAGUACAGCUCUUUGGCGAUAAUCUUAUCACAAUGAGAUUGACACACAUACACAUGCAAAGACACACAAACAGCUGAUAAGCAGUGUCAAGUGGGGGGCCCCAAGCAAUAAACCAAACCAAAAGAAACCAGUCGAGGCGUGGCGUGGCGAGGCCUCAAAUCAACAUUUGCUGCAAUUUCAGUAUAUUUGCAAAACCGAGCGAAAGCGCACCGACUGCAAUGGGGGCCACAGAGUCUGAGUGCAACAAUGAUUUGCAACGCGAACGCAACGCGGCCUCGAUACGCAGCGAAGACUUUGCCGUUUGGUGGGCAGGUGGAGGAGAGGUGCUAGAGCAGCAGCGCUCCUUGGAGCGCUUUUUUCUUGAUGAUCCACAGUUUGAGGAUGCCGAGCAUCCUAGUUUCAUGUCCUACAAGGAACGCUAUGAACACGCUGUGGCCAAGGGCAGCAAGUUUGUGCUGAAGCUGCGUCAGUGGCGUCAACGCACUGGACAGACGACAGCUGCUGAGGAUGGGGAGAAGGAGCUGCCCAACAUGCAGGUGCUGCAUGAUCUCCGCAUGCUCAUGUCAGGUUCGUUGGGCACGGCGCUGUUCCAGCAAAGUUUCCCACUGCGUCUGCACUACUCCAUGUUCCUGAGCACUCUACUCAAUCAGGGCACAGCGGAGCAGCAGCAGGAGUGGCUGUCGCGUGCCUGGCGGCUGGAUGGUGUCAUUGGCACCUAUGCACAAACGGAACUCGGACAUGGCAGCUACAUACGCGGCCUGGAAACGCGCGCCGACUACGAUCCCAAGAGCCAGGAGUUUGUGCUCAACACACCCACAUUGAGCGCCUACAAGUGGUGGCCCGGCGGCUUAGGACACACGGCCAACAUGGUGGUGGUGCUGGCCCAGCUCUACAUACGGGGCAAACACCAUGGACUGCAGCCGUUCCUAGUGCGGAUUCGUGACGAGCAGACGCACGAACCGAUGCCCGGCAUCGAUGUGGGCGACAUUGGUGCCAAGCUGGGCGCCAAUGCGGUGAACAACGGCUUCCUAGGGUUCCGCAAUGUGCGCAUACCGCGCACUCAGAUGCUUAUGAAGAACGCCCAGGUGCUGGCGGAUGGCACCUUCGUGAAGGCGACGCAGCCCCUUCUGCUUUAUGGCACCAUGGUCUUUGUGCGCGUCAUGAUUGUGCGCGACGUGAUGUUCGGUCUCCUCCAGGCGGCGACCAUAGCAACGCGUUAUUCGGCUGUGCGGCGCCAGAGUCCAAUUGAACCACAUGCGGCGGAGCCACAAAUUCUGGAUCACCUGACGCAGCAGGAGAAGGUGCUGCCACAAGUGGCGCGUGGCGUUUGCUAUCGCCUGGCUGCCGAUGUCCUCUGGACAUUCUAUCAGCGCGUCACCUCACAGCUGGCCAGCAAGCAGACCGAAGCGGCAGCUGGACGUCAGCUGGCCGAGCUGCAUGCGCUGAGCUGCUCCCUGAAAGCGGUGUGCACUCUGGACGCUGCCGAGGGCAUCGAUGUGCUGCGCAAAUCGUGUGGCGGUCACGGUUACUUGGCGUCCGCCAACUUCGAUAGCAUCCAGGGACUGGCCAACGCCGCGGUCACCUACGAGGGCGAGUAUACGGUGCUGCUGCUGCAGACGGCUCGCUUUCUGCAGCGUCAAUAUGUCGAUGGGCUGAAGCGCAAAGUGUUGCCCGCCAGCGUGACUUAUUUGCGCAAUGCCACGCGCCUCAGCUGGAGCAACAGCAAUCUGCUGGAGAAUGUGGCGCGUGCUUUGGAGAUUAGCGCCACGGAACAGGUGCGCGAUGCCUGGCAAUGGCAACAGACGCAGCGUAAGCUUGGCCAACACACACAGGAGCAGGCCACGAAUCUAGCUGGACGUCGUUUGAUUUCCGCCGCAUCGUUGCAUGGUCAUGUCUAUUUGGUGCGCAACAGCAUCAAUCAGCUGAAGCAAUUGCAAGGAAGUCAACUCAAACCCGAGCUGCUCGAGGUGUUGCAGCAGCUGAUCGAGCUGUUUGUGCUCGACACUUGGCAGCGACAAUUGGGCGCUGUGCUCAAGUGGAACAACAUCAGUGGACGGCAGCUGCAACAGGUGGAGCGACGCUAUGAGCAGCUGCUGCAGCAACUGCGUCCCAAUGCCGUUGCCGUCGUGGAUGGCUUCGAUUUUCACGAUCGUGUUCUCGGCUCCACUUUGGGCUGCUACGAUGGUCGCGUCUACGAGCGCCUGAUGGAGCAUGCUCGGGGCAAUCCACUGAAUCAGGAAUCGGUUAAUCGCAGUUAUCACACACAUCUGCGUCCCCUGAUGCAGGCCAAGCUCUAA